AUGGACUCGCUGUCUAGGAAGAUUCAGAACCUGGGGAUCCAUGAUAUCCGGAACGCGGCGCGGUUUGCGCAGAAUAUGAUAGUGCAGUACGAGCCGUACCAGGUCGACAUUCGCAGGGCGACAAACACGGACUCGUGGGGUCCGACGCCGAAACAUCUGGCCAAGGUGCUCAGGAACCGGUACCAGGUGCCGCUGUAUCUGAUGACGGAGUACACGCUCAAGCGGCUGGUCGACCAUGUGGCUACGCGACCCAAGAACCUGUACGAAAAGGCGCGCAAGGACUACGUGAACUACGGGUCCGAGUGGCGGGUGGUGCUCAAGUGUCUUGCGGUGCUGGAGUUUCUGCUGCUCAACGUCGCGGAUGGCGACGAGCUCAACCAGGUGCGCAGCUGUCUGGUGACCCACAAGCAUCUGCUCUCUCGCGAGGUGAUGGGCUACCGUGUCGGGGUGUCCAGCGACGGCAAGAUGGAGGUGCACGAGCGCGGGAUCCGCAAGAAGUGCGAGCAGGUGCUGCAGCUGCUCGAGGACUCGCAGUAUCUCAAGCGCGAGCGCCAGCGACACGCCAGGAACAACCUCAAGAUCCGCCAGCAGGGCGAGUCGUCGCUGUACAACGCGAACCCCGUGGACAGCAGUGGGUCGUCGCCGGCCGCAGAGGCGCUCGACGACGACGAGGGCGCCGACGACGAGCUGCCGGAAACCGUGCCGCAGCAGCAGCGCCAGCGUAGGCGCUCCCACAUCGAGGAGCAGCGCCGCCAGCGGCGCGAGAUCCUCAGGGAGAGGAUCAAGAACACCGAGAUCGAGCGCAAGAGGCAGCUCGAGCAGGCCAAGGCCCGCGAUGAGCCCGAUCUGCUCGACCUGAUCGACUUCGACGACCUCGACGGGGUAGACGACGACGACUUCGGCGACUUCCAGGGCGGCGACGCCAGCGCUACGUCCUCGAACCCAACGGCCAGCGACAUCCUGGACCUGCUAGAUUGGACUGCCGCGCCGGCAGCUCCAGCGGCCUCGACAGAUGCUCCCGCUGCCGAGAAGAACGCCCCCAAGAAGCACGACGCGUUCGCUGACCUUUUCUCGCACUCGAAGUCGCUGAUAUGA
This is a messenger RNA of Torulaspora globosa, 1095 nucleotides long. It is a transcript of the gene ENT5, whose product is annotated as Ent5p. Lineage: Eukaryota; Fungi; Ascomycota; Saccharomycetes; Saccharomycetales; Saccharomycetaceae. The record is from RefSeq and is a predicted model, not a curated record. The coding region runs from base 1 to 1095 and encodes 364 amino acids. Gene Ontology annotation, cellular component: endosome; clathrin vesicle coat; plasma membrane. Gene Ontology annotation, biological process: endocytosis; Golgi to endosome transport. The transcript has a single exon. Gene Ontology annotation, molecular function: clathrin binding; phospholipid binding.